AUGAAGGUUUUGGAUCCCCUUUACGGCACCGCACACAUCCCAUCCAGGGAAGAGAACAGAGACAGUGGCUCUUCAUGCGCACGCGCAAUGGCAAAGUUUGUUCGUUGGCAGUCGUCCUCAUCGUCCUCAUCGGCGGCAGCAGCAGCAGCAAUAACAGCACUGGCUGUAACACCGGAUGAGGACACUGGUGCUUCGCUGCCGCACAGCUAUGUUUCACGUUGGUGCGUGGAAAAACGGGUGAUUAGUCAGAGGGCUUCAGCCAAACAAAUGCUGUGUGGCAUGGACCAGAAGAUGAAAACCCCAGAUGCAGAUGACCUAGCAAUGGAAUGUCAUUCUCGAGGAUCGCGUUGUGAAAAAACCACAACUACAGUUGGUGACGAAAGUAGAGAAUCCGCAGCAUUUUUGACAAUAAUCCUCUUUCAGGGCUUCCUCACAAGGAGUGAGGAGAAGGCUGACCUCACUGAGGGUUCCGAAAUACAGAGAAACUACAGUCACAAGGAGCUUUACCCCUCUGAUGUUGCGAGAAUCGCCCGGUUCUGGGAACGAAUCGGUGAGAUUGAAAAACUGGAUGCUCUGACAUGCUCUUCGGCAAUUGAGGCAAGCGGCUUCGAGCGACAGUCCUAG
Opisthorchis viverrini is the source of this 624-nucleotide messenger RNA. RefSeq lists its product as hypothetical. The transcript has 4 exons. Lineage: Eukaryota; Metazoa; Platyhelminthes; Trematoda; Opisthorchiida; Opisthorchiidae. The record is from RefSeq and is a predicted model, not a curated record. Bases 1 to 624 code for a protein of 207 amino acids.